This is a messenger RNA of Bacidia gigantensis, 1014 nucleotides long. RefSeq lists its product as uncharacterized. The record is from RefSeq and is a predicted model, not a curated record. The transcript has a single exon. NCBI's taxonomy places the organism in Eukaryota, Fungi, Ascomycota, Lecanoromycetes, Lecanorales, Ramalinaceae. The coding region runs from base 1 to 1014 and encodes 337 amino acids.
AUGAAUAAUUUACCAUUCGAGCUCCAGACGGAGAUAGUCAAGAAUAUACAGAAAGAUGUGACGGAUGUAGGGGACUUGCUUAGGAGAGCGAGCGAUGCCCAAACAAUCGAAAUCGCCGGAUCUCUGUUGAAGACACACUUGCAUGACCUCUGGAGCCUUACUCAAGUCAGUCGUCGACUACGAGAUGUCACAAGACCAAUACUAGCUCGGAUACGCCAAUAUAUCUUGCAAGAUCUUAUUCAACCUUCGCCGUGGGCGUACAAGGAGGCAGAAAGCUCAGGACAAGCAGCCGUCGAAGCCCUCAUUAACAAACUUCUCGAUGACAGUCCAUAUGUUGCCUUCCGUGAAAUCUGCAAAGAGCCCAACAAAAACCUCGAGUCCAUCGAAGACUGCCUGUUAUUCCCAUACUUAGAUUCGAUCUGCAGAUUGCCGAAGAGGUGGCACUCAUGGGCAGUCCACAACACCAUGCCAAGCAAACCCUACGUAUUUCCCUCACCAUUUCAACUCGUAUACGCAGAACGCCUAAAACCAGCACUAAAACUAGUAAAAAAGAAUGAGGAUUGGUCAUGGUUCAAGUUUACAGCGCCGGGAGAUCUGCUGAAGUCAUUUGCAGACGAGAAAUCCGGGGAGAAAUGGUUCCUGCCUCCGUGGGUUCACUAUCCGCUGAAGACUGACCCCCUUGGCUGGAACCUUGAUAAAUGGAUCCUGAGAGAAUUGCGAGAUGGAGAAUACAAGGGUUUGCUGGCUUUACUUAAAGCCUUCAAUCCCGAUACAGCGGUGCUGCGGUGGUAUAGAAAGGAGAAUCGGUAUGAAAUUGCCGCGAAGCCGCCUGCCGAACAGCAGAAAUCAAAGAAGAGGAAGAGGGCAACGGCUUCAAAGGCAGCAAAGAAGGAGAAAAGGGUAGCGACCUCAAAGGCAGCAAAGAAGGAGAAGCCCAAGAAAAAGAUGACGAAGAAAGGACCCAUAAAGGAGGGAAAUCGGGUAGAAAAGGCAGGACGAAAGCAGAAGAAGUGA